GUUUUAUGCAAUCCAGAGACAGAGUGGGGGAGAGAGAGAGAGGGAGGGAGGUGUCCGUGUCCCUCAACGGCUUCUUCUAUUUAACCCCUGAUCUCUCCCUCCAUCCAUUGAUCCUCAUCGAUCUGCCUCAGCCUCACAUCCGCUCUUCUUCCUCUGCGCCAGAGCGCUGCCCGUCUCUCGCCUUAGGUUGAUCUUCUGUCGCGUCACCGAUUCUUUGACUCUUUUGUGAGGCUUUCGAUCCACUGCGUGUUUGCCGAUUCGAUCGAGUUCAAUAAGGCAAACACAGCAUGUCUUCUGUAAAGGAUGUCGAUACCAAUGAAAAGGAACAUCUAGAAGGCACUGAGGGCACUGACCUGACAGCGAACAAAGAUAAUGAGCCUGAUACAACCCCUAAUUUUGAUGAGGAGGCAAUGCUCAAGAAAAAGUACGGAGGGAUUUUACCCAAGAAGCCUCCAUUGAUUUCCAAGGACCAUGAACGUGCCUUCUUUGAUUCUGCUGAUUGGGCUUUGGGAAAGCAAGGAGCACCUAAGGGACCACUGGAAGCUCUACGGCCAAAACUUCAGCCUACGCCUCACCAAGAAGUACGAUCAAGGAGAUCUGCUUAUGCUCCUGCCGAUGGAGAAGACACAGGACACAUUUCUUCUGAGGAAGCAGGCAGCAAUCAGUAAUUGACUGAAGAUUUCUUCCUUCACGAGGUUUCUUUCUACCUGCCGAGGCUGAUGAUUUUUCUUGUAUCAAGGCAUGAUAGGCCCUUUUUUUAUCCUAUGUGCACCAAUAAUUUUAAGCCUGCAUCAGUUGACAGUAAUUUGGAGAAUGUGAGCUUCGAUGAGGGCUUCCUUGUAACGUUUGCAUUUUGCAGUAAUGUCAUAGGUAAAACUGGUAGGGAAGCGUUAAUGAGCACUCGAUGUAAUGCAAUUUCUAAAUAAUUGACUUAUACCUUUGUCUUGGCA
This is a messenger RNA of Nymphaea colorata (pocket water lily), 950 nucleotides long. RefSeq lists its product as uncharacterized. Gene Ontology annotation, cellular component: cytoplasm. Gene Ontology annotation, molecular function: protein phosphatase inhibitor activity. The record is from RefSeq and is a predicted model, not a curated record. NCBI's taxonomy places the organism in Eukaryota, Viridiplantae, Streptophyta, Magnoliopsida, Nymphaeales, Nymphaeaceae. The coding region runs from base 288 to 668 and encodes 126 amino acids. The transcript is spliced from 7 exons.